This is a messenger RNA of Apaloderma vittatum (bar-tailed trogon), 527 nucleotides long. Its product is annotated as ornithine aminotransferase, mitochondrial-like. The transcript is spliced from 3 exons. The annotation marks the transcript as partial. The record is from RefSeq and is a predicted model, not a curated record. Gene Ontology annotation, molecular function: L-ornithine transaminase activity; pyridoxal phosphate binding; identical protein binding. Gene Ontology annotation, cellular component: cytoplasm. Lineage: Eukaryota; Metazoa; Chordata; Aves; Trogoniformes; Trogonidae.
GUCAAUCAUGUUUUCCAAACUCACCCGCCCUCAGAGCAUUGCUGUUCUGUAUCGAGGUGUACACUCGUCACUAAGUUCUGCUACCUCAGUUGCUACUAAAAAAAUCAUUCAAGGACCUCCAUCCUCUGAUUUCAUAUUUGAACGCGAGGCUAAGUAUGGUGCCCACAAUUAUCACCCACUACCUGUUGCUCUGGAAAAAGGAAAAGGUGUUUAUGUGUGGGAUGUUGAAGGUAGAAAGUAUUUUGACUUUCUGAGUGCUUACAGUGCUGUUAAUCAAGGCCACUGUCACCCAAAGAUCGUGAACGCUCUGAAAGCUCAGUCUGAAAAACUGACUCUUACAUCCAGAGCAUUCUACAAUGAUGUGCUUGGGGAAUAUGAGGAGUUUAUCACCAAAAUGUUCAAUUAUAACAAAGUUCUUCCCAUGAACACUGGAGUGGAAGCUGGAGAAACUGCCUGUAAAUUGGCUCGGAAGUGGGCGUACACUGUGAAGGGGGUUCCAAAGUACAAAGCAAAAAUCAUUUUUGCAG